Molecule: messenger RNA, 2220 nt
Organism: Ilex paraguariensis (yerba mate)
Lineage: Eukaryota; Viridiplantae; Streptophyta; Magnoliopsida; Aquifoliales; Aquifoliaceae
Source: the annotation of a GenBank genome assembly
AUGACUGUUGAGCAGGAAAUUGAUGAGCAGAAUGAUCAGUUUCCAGUGGGUAUGCGGGUUCUGGCCGUGGAUGAUGACCCAACUUGCCUCAUGCUAUUAGAGACUCUGCUUCGUAAAUGCCAAUACCAUGUUACAACAACCAGUCAAGCAAUCACCGCCCUGAAAAUGUUGCGUGAAAACAGAAACAAGUUUGAUUUAGUUAUCAGUGAUGUUCAUAUGCCAGACAUUGAUGGUUUUAAGCUGCUGGAGCUUGUGGGGCUUGAGAUGGACCUACCUGUUAUAAUGUUAUCAGCCUAUGGAGAUACCAAGCUUGUGAUGAAGGGAAUUUCUCAUGGGGCUUGUGAUUAUUUGUUGAAACCUGUUCGAAUAGAGGAGCUAAAGAACAUCUGGCAACAUGUAAUUAGGAGAAAGAAGUUUGAUGCCAAGGACCAGAAAAAUUCUGACAAGGCUCAUUUUGAGUCUGGUGAAGUAGGAGAAGGGUUCCCUGGAACCGGAGAUUCUGACAAGAGUGGGAAGCUCAAUAGGAAAAGGAAGGACCAGAAUGUCGACGAGGAUGAGGAGCGUGAUGAGAAUGGACAAAAUAUUGAGGAUCCAUCAACCCAGAAGAAACCUCGAGUUGUUUGGUCGGUGGAGCUGCAUCGCAAAUUUGUUGCAGCUGUACAUCAAUUGGGCAUUGACAAGGCUGUGCCUAAAAGAAUUCUAGAGUUGAUGAAUGUGGACAAGCUUAGCAGAGAGAACGUGGCAAGCCAUCUCCAGGCACAAAACUUUUUUUUCCUUCCCUCUGUUGCAUAUCAUAAACUCUUUUCUUUUAUCAGAGCUUACUAUCUUGCUCUAUGGAUGCAGAAAUAUAGGCUGUAUCUGAAAAGGAUUAGUUGUGUAGCAAGUCAGCAAGCUAGUAUGGUUGCAGCUUUAGGAAGUUCAGAUUCUACUUAUUUACGAAUGAGUUCUUUGAAUGGGCUUGGAGAUCUUCGACCUGCGGCUGGCUCUAGACAAUUUCAGAAUGCUGCUUUCGGAUCCUUCUCACCCAGUAGUGUAAUUGGUAGAUUGAACACUCCGGCUGGUCUGGGUAUGCGUGGCCUUUCUUCUUCAGGAACGGGUCAAUUGGGGUUUACACAAAACUCAAGCAAUCCCAUUAAUGAUCUGGCUAAUUUCCACUCAGUUAUACAAACUGGAAAUCAAAAUGGGAAUAUACUUCAAGGAUUGCCAUUGUCAUUAGGACUUGAUCAACUACAACAUAAUAAGGUUAUUACUCAAAUUGGAGAGCUCAACUCCACUGCUAAUGAUUCCAUGGUUCAUCCCAUUUCCAAUGGCUUCUCGGAUAUGAAAAUAAAUGUUGGUAGCUCAAGAAAUUCCCUUUUGGGUGUUCCUAAUAAUGCCGCAACAUUACAAGGUCACCUUCAAAACAACCAAAGAGCAGGGAUUUUUGGAAAUCAUUCUUCUGUUGCAGAUGUGUCCUUAGAUUCUAAACUUUCUUCUCCCUUGCUGGAUUUUGGUCGAUGUAAUGACAACUGGCCAUCUGCUGUUCAAUCAUCUGAGGUCCAAUCUGAUUCUUUUACAUUAAGACAGUGUUUCAAACAGGCCACUCCAAGUGACUUGAGAGGUGAUGUUUCUUCAAUGGCCAUGCAUAUAAUGACUAAUCCUCGGGAUGUGUCUUCCAUAAUCUCAGUAGUGCCAGAUACAGGAACAGAUUUACCAUCUCGAGCGGAACAAGUUAGCAGUAAUGCUGGUCAGAAUAUGGAUUUUGCCUUAAAGCAAGGGUGGUAUGACCCCAAAGAGGAUGCAGCUCAUCACUCAAACCUUACAUGCAUCUCAAUGAAUUCUUCAAUCUAUCCUGACACUGUGGUAGGUCCAUACAUCCAGAGGUCAGACGCAAGGAAAAAAAAUUGCCAUACAAGUAGUCAUUUAAAUGUGAUUGGACAAUCAAAUUGUCUAGAUCAUCCCUUAGUUAUGCAGCAUAAGGAGGUUGAACAAUCAGUUGUAGAGACAACACUGAAGUCUAACCAAGGUUAUCUAAAGGAGCAAAGGAAGCCUCUGGGAAAUUAUGCUUAUGACAAUGUUGGCUCCUUGGAAGACGUAGUAAGUGCGAUGAUGAAACAGGACUUUCCCAAAAGCAGGACGAGACAUAUUAAAUCUGCGGAUGCUGCUAAGCCUCGUUUGCAAAUUGCUUUCCCUUUGUCUGUUGCUGGUACAGAAAGACACCUAGUGUUCUUGCUUUCCUAG